Molecule: messenger RNA, 4543 nt
Organism: Zootoca vivipara (common lizard)
Lineage: Eukaryota; Metazoa; Chordata; Lepidosauria; Squamata; Lacertidae
Gene: FKBP10
Product: FKBP prolyl isomerase 10
Cellular component (GO): endoplasmic reticulum
Molecular function (GO): peptidyl-prolyl cis-trans isomerase activity; calcium ion binding
Source: RefSeq, a predicted model, not a curated record
UUUUCCUGCCCGAGGGCGCACCGUCGAAGAACAUCAUGAUGAGCCUGCUGUGCGUCGUCUUUGCGCUGUGCCUGCUCGGGGUCCGCGGCUUGGGAGACCCCGGCCCGUUGGAAGACGUCGUCAUCGACCGAUACUACAUCCCCAAAGUGUGCCUGCGAGAAGUCCAGAUGGGAGACUUCGUCCGGUACCAUUACAAUGGCACUUUUCAGGACGGCACCAAGUUCGACUCUAGCUAUGAUCGAGGUGCCACCGUGGCCGGUGUGGCUGGCGUGGGGCGACUCAUUACCGGCAUGGACAGAGGCCUGCAGGGGAUGUGUGUGAACGAGAGAAGGCACCUCAUUGUGCCACCUCAUCUUGGCUACGGCAGCAUUGGCGUGGCUGGCCUGAUUCCCCCGGACACCACCCUCUACUUCGAUGUCAUUCUGCUUGACAUCUGGAACAAAGAAGACAAGCUGCAGAUCACCACCGUCUCCAAGCCACAACGCUGCAACCGCACAGUGGAGAACUCAGACUUUGUGCGCUACCACUACAACGGCACACUUCUCGACGGCACCCCCUUUGACUCCAGCUAUGGAAAAGACAGUACUUAUGACACCUACGUGGGUUCAGGUUGGCUGAUCAAAGGGAUGGACGAGGGCCUGCUAGGCAUGUGUGCUGGAGAGAAACGGCAAAUAGUGAUCCCCCCGUUCCUGGCCUAUGGAGAGAAAGGCUACGGCACUGUCAUCCCGCCUCAAGCCUCCCUCGUUUUUGAUGUUCUCCUGGUGGACCUACACAACCCAAAAGAUGGCAUCUCCCUGGAGCACUUGGAAGUGCCAGCGUCUUGCAAGCGCAAGGCCGUGACCGGAGACUUUGUGCGGUACCAUUAUAAUGGCACCCUGAUGGACGGGACCCUCUUUGAUUCCAGUUAUUCACGAAACCACACCUACGACACUUACAUUGGGAAAGGCUACAUUAUUCCAGGAAUGGACCAGGGGCUUCAAGGAGUCUGUAUUGGCGAAAGGAGAAGAAUCAUUAUCCCACCCCACUUGGCCUAUGGAGAAACGGGGGCAGGGAACAAGAUCCCUGGCUCGGCUGUGCUCAUCUUCGACGUCCACGUCAUCGAUUUCCACAAUCCCACAGACCCUGUGGAAAUACAGACUAUCCACCGGCCUGCGGACUGCAACGUCACCACCCAAGACAGGGAUUUUGUUCGCUACCAUUACAACUGCUCCCUCCUGGAUGGCACCAAGCUCUUCUCCUCUCACGACUAUGAAAACCCUCAAGAAGCCACACUAGGGACCAACAAGAUAAUUGAAGGCCUGAACAACGGCCUGCUCAACAUGUGCGUGGGGGAAAAACGUUCCGUCAUCGUUCCUCCCCAUUUGGGUCACGGCGAAAGUGGAGCCCGGGGUGUACCUGGCAGUGCCGUUCUCUACUUUGAGUUAGAGCUUCUACACCGGGAGCCAGGAGUUCCAGACGGAUACCUGUUUGUCUGGCACAGCGACCUACCAGAAAACCUGUUUGAAGCCAUGGAUCUCAACAAGGAUGGUGAAGUCCCACCUGAGGAGUUCUCAGAGUUCAUCAAAGCUCAGAUCGCUGAAGGCAAAGGUCGUCUCAUGCCAGGCCCUGACCCAGAAAAAGUGGUCACUGACAUGUUCCAAAACCAAGACCGGAAUAAGGAUGGGAAGAUCACAGCGGAGGAACUGAAGCUGAAAUCAGAUGAGGAUCAAGUUAAACACGAGGAACUUUAAAAGACUCUGGGAUUGGGCUUCGUUGUUGUUGUUGUUUUUUGUUUUGUUUUUUUAAAAAGCACUCCAGUUUGGUGCCUCUUCCCCUACCUUGCAGGGCCAGAUGCUCACUAACUCCCUUUCCUGAGUUAAAGAGACUGAACCUACAGAAGCAAACCUAUUUUGUUCCACAUGUUGUACCUUUGCUCUUUUUUCCCCCCUCUCCCCUUUUUUUGAGAACUAUUUAACUGAGAUCCUGUUUGGACAUACCAAAAUCAGGGAGUUAGCGCUUGCUAUGGUUGCCUUUCCAGGCAACCACCACACACCCACACCAUUUAUUGAAGCCCUUCCUUUUCAUCAGGCAUCCGAUCUGCAACAAAAUUGUCGCGAGCAGGAGGCGUGCCAUUACACAGACACCCCGUUGGAUUUUUGUGUGUUCUCUUGCCAAAUCGAGGAAGCUGAAUUCUAUAUUAAGGAUUCCCGAAACGUGUGACGGGAACGAAACAAAUGCAUUGCUUAAGUGUAUUUCCAAGAAUGGGGCAUUAAGUUUUUCUUUCGGGCAAAACUAGAAAGGAGAGGAGCGGAAACGUGGAGAUAAGGUUUACCUAUCUGCUCCAAUAUUGUUUGAAUGGCAGGUGCGUGGGCAGCCUUUUAAUCUGUCAAGGGAUGCCUUGCUUCUGAUGUAAUCAGACUGCAGUGGCAGUGGGCGGAGCAGAAGACAGGAGUGGGUGUGGCCAAAGUGGGCACACUGCUUCCCCCAUUCUUUCUGCCACAUCCUUUUCUUUCUGUCCCUCUUUCCUCCUUUUUCUGGCCCUGCUUCUCUCUCCGUCUCCCUCCUCACCCAGCAGGCUCCUGAGGAAAGGACUGCUCACUCUUGUAGUGGUUCUGAGCUGCCCGUAUUGCCCCCUGAGGGCUUCUGAAAUCAGUUCAAGGACUACAUGAGAUUAGGCCAAGGGGCUGCUGAGCUCUGUGACCAAGUUGUGAUGGCGGGACUCUUAAUAGGUGCAGCUUUCCCUCAUUGCUGCUUGUGCCUACAUAAGGAACCCGGCUAGAUCAGGCCAGUGGCCCAUUUAGUCGCAGCAUCCUGUUCUCGCAAGAUGCCUACAGGCAGGGAGGACCAGAGUGCAACGACACUCUCAGAAAUACCUGCUGGAUUUCUGCAGCAACUGGUACAGUGGUGCCUCGCUUAACGAAUGCCAUGCUUAACGAAAUUUCCGCUUAACGAAAGGUUUUUUCUAGUGGAGGUUGCCUCGCUAGACGAAUUCAUUUUACGAAAAAAUUGUCUAGCGAAUCGCGGUUUCCCAUAGGAAUGCAUUGAAAUUCAAUUAAUGCGUUCCUAUGGGCAAAAAAAAUAUCAAAAAAAUCAAUGCAUUCCUAUGGGAUUUGCUAGACAAAUUUUUCGUUAUAAGAAAAGACCUGUGGAACAAAUUAAAUUCGUCUAGCGAGGCACCACUGUACUGGUAUUUUUUAAGAUGGCUUAGCAACUGCUAGAUGUUAAAAGGACAGACUUGGGAAUUUUAAGAUGAGUGAGUCUGGGCUCCCUGCAGCCAAAAGGGUAGGGAAUAAGCACUGCUCUUUCCCUAUACUAGUCCUGCUUGCCUCCUCCUCACUGAUUUGACAUCUUGCGUACAUCAACAAAAUCCCAAGUUCAUUCAGCUGCAAAUCUUGGAAGGAGCAUAACAUAAGCAAAGCAAAUACCGUUUAUUCCAAGCUCUACUUCUCCCUUCCCGGCCCCCACCCAAAAAAUGUGCAGUGCACAUAACCGCUACUUGCAGUCUUGUUCUCUCGCACACAAUCACGCACACUGCAGGGUUUCUUUUAAGUGCCACCUGGGUUUCCAUUUUCAUGAGCCUUCCAACAAGUGUUGUCCUACUUCUGAGGAUUCUGAAUUCAUAGAUGAUGCCCACUCUUGUUUCCACAAGCCCUACUUCAGAUGAUUAGGCUGAGAUAGAAACUGGAGAUUUAAGUGCAAGGAGGGUGGGGGAGGGGGGAGCAGCCUUCCAUCACCUGCCUUGCUAGUCAAAGCAUGCAAGGGGUUGCCAACUUUUCGGCUUUCCCACUGCAUCUGUGCGUUUCAACAUUAGCUUGCUCGGCGGCAGACAAUAGCAUAGAAACAUAGAGUUGGAAGAGACCACAAGGGCCAUCCAGUCCAACCCCCUGCCAAGCAGGAAACACCAUCAAAGCAUUCUUGACAUAUGGUUGUCAAGCCUCUGCUUAAAGACCUCCAAAGAAGGAGACUCCACCACACUUCUUGGCAGCAAAUUCCACUGUCGAACAGCUCUUACUGUCGGGAAGUUCUUCCUGAUGUUUAGGUGGAAUCUUCUUUCUUGUAGUUUGAAUCCAUUGCUCCGGGUCCGCUUCUCUGGAGCAGCAGAAAACAAACAACCUUUCACCCUCCUCUAUAAUAGAAGCAUAGCAGGUGAUGAUGGUUUUCUCUUCAGGUUGUGAAAAUGCUCAGCUGUGGGGGGGUUUUGCGGACAAGCUCCUGUUAAAAGGUCUAAGAGGAGAGCAGACCAGCUGACUACUUUGGAUAUAAAGUAGGUAAGAAAAAUGCCCUUGUUUUGCUUUGCAAACCACAUACCACGCCAGCUGCCUUUUUGCAGUAAACUCUUCUUACAGAGCCACCAAUGAAUACAAACAUACCAUCUACUUCAACCUGAACAUUAAACAAACUCAUCCUUCCUGCCUGUACCUUUCCUAGUAGUUCUGCAUCUUCAUUUUUUUCUCACUGCAACCAGUUUGUUUCAUUUGCCCUAUGCGCUGGUGGAGAUAAAUGAGGUGGAAAAAAUUCUGGACUGCAAUACCUAUUGAGGGAAGAUGGGGAAAUGCUUUUUUUU